GAGCAAACCAAAAACACUUCUGAGGAAUGCAGGGGUCCGGUCUAUUAAAUGAGGGAGGGGAAAAAAUAGAAAAAGCAAAACAAAACCAGUAGCAGCAGACAAUGGCACGACAGAGCAGGACUAGACAGAAUGACUACACAUGGGCUGUAGUCGAACGACGAUCUGGCACCGAUUGGCGCGACAGACGGGAAUAAAUAGAGGAAGAGAUGGACAAACAUUGAAUGCAGAACUUAGUCAAACCCUGCUUAUCAACCUCAGCCCACCAUCAAGGUGCACCGGUUUCCCCUGGAGCAGAAUCUCUACCUGAUGAAAAACCCUUGUUCCUCUUCCAACAGCCUGUGACUGCACCUGCGGCCGUCUCUGUCAGCGCGGCUCAAGCUUCUUCUCCCAUCACUCCCGAGCCCCGACCGGCUGCACACAGCGGCUGUAGUCCAGGAAUUGGACCCUGCAGUGAGAGAACCAGCACUCCGAGUGGUACCAACAGCCAGCCAGGGACACCCACCACAGUACAAGACCCCCAGAUGCUCCACCACUGCCCCCACUGUCACAUAUAUUUCCCUGACAACAUCCUUUACACCAUCCACAUGGGCUGCCAUGGUUAUGAGAACCCUUUCCAGUGUAACAUAUGCGGACACAGGUGCAGAAACAGCUAUGAUUUUGCCUGUCACUUUGCGAGAGGCCAGCACAAAUAAGGACAGGUGGCUGAUGCUGGCCUCUACUUUGCCCUGUUUUACAUAAUACAAUUCUAGUAUCUGGAACAUUCCAAAGACAAAAUCCCUGCUUUGUAAUUACUGUAUUUGAACUGUUAUCGGUAUUGUCACGGGAGGAGCACAAGACAGACACAGUGGGCGUGG
Carassius gibelio (silver crucian carp) is the source of this 854-nucleotide messenger RNA. Its product is annotated as zinc finger protein Pegasus-like. The record is from RefSeq and is a predicted model, not a curated record. Gene Ontology annotation, biological process: regulation of transcription by RNA polymerase II. The transcript is spliced from 2 exons. Gene Ontology annotation, cellular component: nucleus. The coding region runs from base 222 to 692 and encodes 156 amino acids. Gene Ontology annotation, molecular function: RNA polymerase II transcription regulatory region sequence-specific DNA binding; DNA-binding transcription factor activity. NCBI's taxonomy places the organism in Eukaryota, Metazoa, Chordata, Actinopteri, Cypriniformes, Cyprinidae.